This is a messenger RNA of Effrenium voratum, 1215 nucleotides long. The record is from the annotation of a GenBank genome assembly. NCBI's taxonomy places the organism in Eukaryota, Dinophyceae, Suessiales, Symbiodiniaceae.
AUGGAGACCUUUGAGAGUUGCAUCGGCGCUGGACAAAUCGAGGGCUGGUUCUGCCAUUCCUCCUCCGAAAAUGAGAAGAGAGGCUUCGGGCACGUAACUUCUUAUAGUUUUGAAGGCCAGCUGUUCUUCCACCUCCAGAGGAGUCCAUGGCUCCGGGGUGUCAAGUACUCCCGGAGAGAUCCCGUGCUUUUCGAGGUGGUGGAGUUCAAUGGUCGCUGCGAAGCAGUGAAGUUGGGUUUACCUCAGACUGAAGAUGCAGAUGCCAAGCCAGAGGCCUCUGAGUUGCUGGGUCAGACGCUGGAGGGGCGAAUGACGUCCCACUGGCAUGUGGUCAAAUCACAGAGUUGGGGCUUGGUUGAGUCAGAUUACUUCAAGGGCUCUGUCUUUUGGCACAUGUCCGACAAUCCAGGAAUGAAUGACAUCCAGUUCGAGCGAGGGGACGUGGUGGAAUUCGAGCUGUACAUCCACUCUGCCAGAGGACAGCAGGUGAGAGCCAGGAAUUUGCUGUUCAUUCGGGCUGCAGACAAAGAGCCUGAGCGGCCUCCCAGCCCAAAGAGAGAAAAGAAGCGGCGAUGGCUGGCAAACUGGCGCAAGGGCCCGCCCCCGGACUGGAACUGCAAAAGCUGUGGUUUUCACAACUUCGGACGAAACAGGAAUUGUCUUGGCUGCGGGUACCCGCGACCUCCCAGGGAAGAGUGGCCAGCCGAGGAGGAUGAGGCAGACGAGGCAGCUGGCACAGCUGACAUGAGUCCUGUCCAAGCUCAAGCUUUUGCCCCGGCCGAGCUCCAGAGCGAGCAAGUAUGGCCGAGCAUGCAGCAGCCAUGGACGUGGCCAGAGCCGGCAAUAGAGCAUAUAGAGCAGUUUGAGCAUUUUGAGCAUUCGAGCCAACCGCCACAACUUGAAGCACCAGCGCCCAACGUGGAUCCAGAGUCGCCUGCAGCGCAGGCCCUGAGCGCCUUCCAGAACAUUAUUGGGUCUGGGAGGCCAGCGGAGGACUUAAUUGCGGAGGUUAAGCAGUGCCUGGAUGAAGCGGUCAAGGCUUUCGGCGACGACCGUGCCGCAAGGCAGGCGAAGCAGGCUUUUGCUGUGCAGCUGGCGAGGCAUCCCUGGUUUGCACAGACCGGUUACGAGGUCCGCUUCCGGCCCGCCGCUGGCACUGUGGAGCUGGGGCUAUCCGCAGCUGCACGAGCUCUGAAGCGCAAGGCGCAGUUCUGA